Molecule: messenger RNA, 2617 nt
Organism: Solanum lycopersicum (tomato)
Lineage: Eukaryota; Viridiplantae; Streptophyta; Magnoliopsida; Solanales; Solanaceae
Biological process (GO): protein K48-linked deubiquitination
Molecular function (GO): K48-linked deubiquitinase activity; cysteine-type deubiquitinase activity
Source: RefSeq, a predicted model, not a curated record
AGCUUUUAUUAGCUUUCGAUUCUCUCAUUAUAUAUGAAUCAAAUUGAUUUAAUUCAAUCUUUGUACAUAUAUUCAUGUAUUUUUGUAUGAACACUCCAGACUGAUCUUUUGAAAUUCUACUGUAUUGUACAUCUGUAACUGAAAAAAAAAUCUCAUUGGGUUUGAAAACCCUAAGUUAGAAUUUCAAGAAAACCUUGGCUUUUGCUCAAAGAUUCGAUUUUGUUUACUGUUUUGUGGAAUUCCUGGAUCUGGGUCUGUGAAAGAAUCUUCUGGGAUUCUUUUAAUAUACAAAUGGCGGAUCAAGAAGAUGAAGAGUUGAAAAUGGCGUUAAGGAUGAGUAUGCAGAAGGAGUCGCCAGAGCCUAAGAGGAGUAAACCGGGAGAGGAGGAGGUAUCUGGUGGCGGUGGUGGGGAGGAAGGGGAGUCGCCUGAGGUGAAAAACAGGCGACGUCAGAGGGAAUUGAUGGCUGCUGCUGCUGAAAAGCGGAUGUUGGCGUUGCCCAAGAAUGUGGUGUUGGAGAAGAGUGGUGGGUCUGGCAAUAGAGAGGUGGAAUGUAAGGGUAAGAGUGUGAAUUUGGUGAAGGGGGAAGAGAGAAAUGUGAACUUGGUGAAGGGUGCGGAGAAAAAUGUGAACUUGGUGAAGGGUAAGGAGAAAAAUGUGAACUUAAUGGAAGAACUUCCAUUGGCAGAGGCCAAUGAGUUGUUUUCAAUGAUCUUUGGUUGUGAAGUUACCAAGGAUAUUCUUGGUCAGUGGACUAAUCAGGGCAUAAGGUUUAGUCCGGAUCCAGAUACAUCUAUGGGUUUAGUGCAGCAUGAGGGUGGGCCCUGUGGGGUGCUAGCAGCAAUACAGGCUUUUGUUCUGAAGCACCUAUUGUUUUUCUCGGAUGAUUUAAAUAUGGUUUCACCUAGCUUGUCUGGCAAUGUGGAUUCGAGAAGAUUGGCUAAUAAAGAUUCUGCUGGAGCUGAUAUUUUUUCGUCUCUAAGUGAAGAGAAAAAAUCAAGAGCAUUGGUAAGAGGCAUGUGUGAGAUAUUGUUUAUGUGUGGAAGCAAUAGAAGGGUUGUGAUAGCAUCUUUGAGAACAGUUGAAGCUAUCCUUGUGGGGCCUCAGGGCUGUUCAGGUGAUGAGGUCAUUUCUAAAGCACUUGAAGGUCUCUCAAUUGAGUCUGGGGCUAACUUGCAAAAGGCUUUAAUCAUUAAUACGUAUACUUCUUCAGAGGAUGCUCUUCAAAGGCUUGAAGCAUUGCUUCCAGUAUUCCGAAGUCGUAUGGGAGCAAUGCUGUUCCUAAUAUCUGCUUUGCUUUCUCAUGGAAUGGAAUCUGUCCAAGCUGAUAGGGAUGAUCCUUCUCAACCUUUGGUUACAGCACCUUUUGGACAUGCUUCACAGGAAAUUGUGAACCUGUUGCUUUCUGGUGAAGCUGUUGCCAAUGUGUUUGACGGGAGGAUGGAUUUGGGUGGUGGCAUGUUUGUGAAGGGUAUCUCUACAACAGUUGAAGUUGGAUUUAUUACUCUGCUAGAGUCCCUGAACUUUUGUAAAGUUGGCUUGCAUUUGAAAUGCCCGGCAUGGCCAAUAUGGGUUGUUGGCAGUGAAUCUCAUUACACUGUCUUAUUUGCUUUAGAUACAAAAGUUCAGGAGGAGAAUGAACUUGAAGGCAAGGAAACAAAGAUCCGUAGAGCUUUUGAUGCUCAAGAUCAGAGUGGAGGUGGUGGAUUUAUUAGUGUGGAAGGUUUUCAUCAAGUCCUUAGGGAUACUAAUGUGAAUCUUCCAGCUGACAAGCUUCAAAACCUCUGUAGCAGUGGAUACAUUGUAUGGAGUGAAUUCUGGCAGGUCCUGUUGGACUUGGACAAUAGUUUGGGAGGGCUGAAAGAUCCUAGUGGAUUAAUGGGGAAAAAGGUCUUUGAUCUUUACCACUUCAAUGGGAUUGCAAAAUCAGUUAUGAGUGGAAACCAGGUUUCAUCCGGAAAUGAUAUUCCGGUACAAAGGCCUAGACUCACUAAGCUGAGGGUUUCAGUUCCCCCAAGGUGGACGCCAGAGGAGUUCAUGUCUUCAGGCCCAAGUACAAGUGAUCCUGCCGGUAAGGAUUCUGUCACUGAAGUUUCAAAACCUGAACCUUCUCAGCAUGCUCCAUUAGUUGACUGCAUCCGGACACGCUGGGCCCGAGCCACAUGUACUUGGGAAGGUGAUCCACCAAGCAUAGUUUGAUUGGUUAAUUGAUUUAGUCUGAAACUGCCACCUUGUUUUCCGGGGGAUUAUCACGUAGAGCAGGAGCUAUAUACUUCCGAAAAAGGUGAAAGCUUUCUGAGCAGGAAGAUUCUUUUCCUCGUGGCAGUUUUCCAUCAUGAACAUAAUGCAGUACCAUUUUCAACUGUGUGAUAUUGUAACUUCAAGAUUCUAGUUUGAUUUGGAGUAGUCCAAUUCUGAGGGUAAGAGAGGCAGUAUACUGUCAUUUCGCAUUGAUUUUUUCGCCUUAUGCUGUUGAUUAGUUUUUCUUCCCGUUUCCUCUGAAAGGGAGAUAAAUAAGCAUCAGAUUGGUUAUUAAUUGUUGUUGUAACUUUAGAAAGCCCCUCUCAUCUUCGCACUUGAUUAGGGAAAAUAUCUUAUUCGGAGAAGUGGUCUCAAA